Messenger RNA from Harpia harpyja (harpy eagle), 1065 nucleotides. RefSeq names its product profilin 3 (gene PFN3). The coding region runs from base 573 to 977 and encodes 134 amino acids. The record is from RefSeq and is a predicted model, not a curated record. Lineage: Eukaryota; Metazoa; Chordata; Aves; Accipitriformes; Accipitridae. Gene Ontology annotation, molecular function: actin binding. The transcript has 2 exons. Gene Ontology annotation, cellular component: cytoplasm. Gene Ontology annotation, biological process: actin cytoskeleton organization; positive regulation of actin filament bundle assembly; regulation of actin filament polymerization.
UCCGGCCCCGCCGCGCCUGGCGCCUGAGGGACCUCGCUGCGGGCAGCGCGCCGGCGGGCGGCGGGGGUUUGCCCGGCACCUGCCCGCCGCCCCAGGCCGAGGCCUCCGCGGGGCCGAGGGCUUCGGUGGAAGAAGAGUGCGAUCGCAGCGUGGAAAAUAAAAGUUUGAGCGCUCGCUGCCAGCGGCCAGCUUGACGAAACACGGGCAGCAAAUGCGUUUCUUCUAACAUCUGGGCUUUCAUUAAAAACAGCGUUGCAGAAAAAGUAUGGGCUGCCCGAGCAGGGUCGCGGGGAAGUCAUUUUGUGGGACACCCGGCUGCGAGGGAAAUAUGACAUCAUAGAACAGGCUGGAGUGGCAAACGCUGCUGUCGUCACAGGUCGCUCCUUGCAGGCAAAGCAAGAGCCUUGGCUGUUGAUUUCCCCCAGCUCCCCCAUUCAGGCUUGCAGGGAUCUGGAGGCCCAACUCACAGACUGAAAUUUUUAGGACCAGUGUGCCGAGACCAAAGUCCCAGCAGGUAGGAGACGGGGAAGCUCAGCGUUGGGCAUUUCCGAGAUUCGGGCAGCCGGGCCACAAUGGAUUACUGGAAAUGCUACGUCAACAGCAUCCUGGCGGACAGGAACGUUGAAGAUGUGGCUGUCGUGGGACUCUCUGACAAUAAGUGCGUGUGGGCGGCCAAGCCAGGAGGGCUCCUCGCAGCCAUCUCGCCUCAAGAAGUGGGCUUGAUCACAGGCCAGGAUCGGAAAACGUUCCUGCUAACAGGAAUCACCAUAGCUGGCAAAAAGUGCAGUGUGAUUCGUGACAGCCUGCUGGUGGAUGAAGACAACAUGAUGGAUGUCAGAAGCAAAGGCAGUGACAGCAGAUCCAUUUGUAUUGGCAAGACCCCCAAAGCCCUGAUCUUCCUCGUGGGCAAGAAGGGAGUCCACGGAGGAGCCCUCAACCAAAAGGUCCACGAUAUGAUUGUGGGCAUGAAAGCAUGAAGCAAAUAGUGCCAGACAUCUUGUGCCUGAGCACGGGGGCACAGUCGUUGCUGUAGCAGAGAAGGGAAAUAAACCUGAUUUUGUUGCA